AAAACUCAUCACACAGUCUUCGUUCAGUUCCAUAGUUUCCUCUGAACACAACUCGUCAUUAUCAAAUAUAUAUAAAAAUUUGCAAAAACACAACAAACUGAAAAUUUCACAAUUUUAGAAGAAAAAGAAAAAUGAUUAGUGAAUUGAUGAAUAAGCAAUUUCUGGUCAUUGACGAGACUGAUAUUGCCAAUAUAAAAAUCAAUAAUGAUAAAUCGAAAGGAUCAUCCUCUCCCAAUACUCACUCUCGGUCAACUAGUGGUGGUUUGGCAAUUUUAGCUCCGAAUUCACCACCUUCUCUGACUCCAUUGAGUACUUCACCUUCUCAUGGAAAUGGAUCCCCGAGUAGGUUUUCAGGACAUAGGAGAGGAUCAUCACUUUCGAAAGGUCAAUUGGAAAUUAGAAAGGUUUAUGAAAAGAUUUCGAAUAGUCCAAUUUUUAAUGUGAAGGAUAAAGUUUUGGAAAAGAAUCAGAAGGCUAUUCAAUUGUCAAAUGAUGAAUCUCUAUUGGCACUCUAUUUUAAUGAUUGGUUGGAAGUUAUGGAAGAACAAUGUGAUUCCCAUCAUUGUAAUCAACAUGGAAAAUCAAUCAUGGUUAAGAAGAAGGAUCAUUUUCAUGUUAAAUUCACAAUGUAUGAUAUGGAUGAUUAUCCAUUUUACUUUCCUUUGAAUUUGUUGGAUGAUGGAAGAUUACACGAUGAUUUUGUCAAGUUUAGUGUUACCUUUUUCAUUCCUUCAAUUAAGGAAAGAGAGAAGACAUUUCUAUUUUUGGAAGAUGGGUUAGUACACAAGGUGGAAAGAUCAGAUUUUAAAUUGUCAAGUGAAGGAGCUUUGAAUUAUAAGAGUGCAUCCAUUGUGAUUCGUGAACAUUCGGAUAAGUGUAAGAUUUUGAAGAAAUUGAAAAAGAUUUGUAAAGUCAUUCAAGAGUUCAAUAUUGACAAGACAUUCCACAUGAAUAAUAAGGGUGGUUCCUUCUUCUUUUGUAGAAAGAUUGCCAAGAUUUUCUCAGAGGAAGGAAAUUUAAAAUCAUCCCUUUCAGAUAACAUUAAGAAACUCUUCAAAUUGUGGAAAGAAAGUGCUGAUAAGAAGAAGGAAGAUGAGGAGCAUUUAGAUGAUUUCUAUCAUGACCCAUUCUACAGUAAGAAUGAACACGUUCCAAUGGAUGAUUUGUCAAAUUUAGUCAAAAAGGCAACACAAACUAUUCCAGAAAAGGUAAAGUCAAAUGCUAUUCAUCCAUCUGCCUAUGAAAUUAUCAAUGAAAAGAUAAUGACAACAUCCUCCAUGAUGGCCAAUGGAAAGGAUACAUUCCCUUUAUUCGAAUUUCACUUACCAAAAAAGGGACACUUCCAUUUUGAAAGUUACUCUCAAUUCAAUGAAUUUCUCUAUGAACAUUUCCAAAAUGAGGAAGGAUUGGAAAAAUUGAAGAAACAACAUCCUAUGGAUUAUCUCUAUCUCAAAAUUUUGGAUAGAAAAUUGUGGUGUUGUAAGAUUGCUACAGGAUUAUUUGAUCCUCUCAUUUCCAAACCUUACUUGUUCAAUAUUGGAUCGAGAAAACCAUUCUUUUCCAUUCCAAUAUCUUUGAAGGAAUAUUUUGGAAAUGCUGAAUCUGUUCAAAUUGAUUAUACCAAACUGAAAGAAUCCAAACAAGGAAAAACUGUAAAAGUUCUAUGUUUGGAUGGUGGAGGUAUGAGAGGUCUGUGUAUUAUAGAACAAUUAAUUGCUAUGGAACAAAAAACUGGAAAGAAAAUUAAUGAACUCUUUGACCUAGUGUGUGGAACGAGUACAGGUGGAAUUAUUUCAUUCUUCAUUGAGGCAGGAUAUUCAAUGGAGGAGGUAAAAGCCAAGUACAUGCUGAUGGGAAGAGAUAUUUUCAAUAUUAAGAGCAAAUUCUCAAACAUGAAGAAGGCUUUUAAUUUUUUGAGAGGCAAGAGUUGGUACGAAACUAAAAUUAUUGAAAAGUACUUUAAAGAAGAAACUGGCAGAAUGGAUUUGUAUAGUGCAACCAAUACUAGACCUUUCGUAUUUGUGUGUGGUACCAUCAAACCAGAGAAGGUGAAAGAACCAGGGUCUGUUGUCUCAUCCAAGUUUGUUGAGCAAUUCCCAUAUAUUUUCAGAACUUAUCCUAAUCCUUUCCUCUCCACUAAAGAAUUAUCAGACAAGAUAUUGGAUCCAUAUCUUGACUUUUUACCAAAGAAUGAAUAUGAUGACAUCUUUUAUUCGGGAACUACUACAGGACGUGGUGUGAAAAUUGUUGAAAGUUUGAGAGCUACUACAGCUGCUCCAAUCUUUUUCGAUCCAACCAUUAUUGGAAAUGACCACUUCACUGAUGGUGGUAUUGUAGCCAAUAAUCCAUCUGCCAUUGCAUUGAAUGAAGUUAUGAGAAUGUACAUGGGACAUUCCUCCUUUAUCUUUGUAUCUUUAGGAACUGGUAAGAAGAGAAGAAAAGUUUUUGAUUCUGAAAGUAUUGAUAUGAGUUCUACCGCUUCUUCAAAGAAGGGUUCUUCCUUCUCAUCGACCUCUUCUGCGGACAAUAUCAGUGAGAGAAGUUUUGUGGAAAAUUUAAUUAUCACUGCAUCAGAUCUCAAACUAUUGAUUGAUUUGGUCAUUUCCUCUGAGAGAAUUCAUGCUCAAAUGUUGACCACUGUUAAAUUAUUGAACGAGAGAGAUGUUAAUGCAAAUAUCAGCUAUUAUCGAUUUGAUCCAGAAGAUUUGGGUCAAUAUGAUUUGGAUUGCAUUCUUCCAGAAGUAAUUGAAAAAUAUGAGAAGACAACCAGAGAAUACAUUCUCUCGCAACCAGACUUUGAUGUCGUUUGUAAGAGAUUAUUAGAUCCUUAAUAAAUAAAUUAAUAUUUCUUUCAUU
This is a messenger RNA of Naegleria gruberi, 2856 nucleotides long. RefSeq names its product phospholipase. Bases 132 to 2831 code for a protein of 899 amino acids. The transcript has a single exon. NCBI's taxonomy places the organism in Eukaryota, Heterolobosea, Eutetramitea, Acrasida, Naegleriidae. Gene Ontology annotation, biological process: fatty acid metabolic process. The record is from RefSeq and is a predicted model, not a curated record. Gene Ontology annotation, molecular function: glycerophospholipase activity. Gene Ontology annotation, cellular component: membrane.